Lethenteron reissneri (Far Eastern brook lamprey) is the source of this 7533-nucleotide messenger RNA. Its product is annotated as RNA-binding protein Nova-1-like. Lineage: Eukaryota; Metazoa; Chordata; Hyperoartia; Petromyzontiformes; Petromyzontidae. Gene Ontology annotation, molecular function: RNA binding. The record is from RefSeq and is a predicted model, not a curated record.
GGUCCGCGCAGUCGCUCCGUGUGACCGUGGACGAUCGGGAAGGGGGUUCGCUGGCACCUGCGUGGCCCGCAUUUUUUUAUUUGCUCGCUCGCUCGCCAUCCAUCCAGUCCACCUUAAUCCGUCCACCGAUUCGUGAAUCUGUACAAUUAUUCCGACGUCAAUUCGUUCCCAUCGGUCACCCUCCAUCCAUCGAUCCGUGCAUUCGCUCCGCACGUUCGAUCAUCGUUCUAGCCGUCCAUCCGUCGAUCCCCUCCUCUCCUUCAAUCCAUACACCCAUUCCUCCUCCAUCCGUCCCCUCGUCCGUGGCAUUCAAUCAUCCACUCAUCCGUCCACUCUUCCGCCUUCUGCCGAGCGAGGUGUCGCGUCGCGCCGCAGUGCCUGCAGGCAGGCAUCGCGCGGGCAUCUCUCCGCUCGUGCGAGAGAGUCUCCCGGGUGCUUGCGUUCCCUCGUCUCUCUGCGCUAGGGGCAAGCCGCGGCGAGCUUCGCCAACCGCCGGGGCGUCGUGCGAGGAGUUUGCGUUGCCGUCGCGGGGCGGUGAAGCGUCUACGAGACGAUAGCGAUACACGGCGCCACAUGGGGCGCGUUCCGGUGUCCGCUCUCGGCGCGCGCGCGCGCACCCCGCGAGUGACACCCGCGCGCGUCGGCUCGGCGCUUUAAAGUGCACGCGUUUCUCUCCGCGUCUGAAGAGGCGGUUUCUUUCAUUAUUAAUCAUCUUGCCGAUGUCCAAACAGCCGCAAUAGUUCACGCUCGCCCUCGAUUACGUUUAACGCGGGAGCUCUGCCGGGUUCCACCGCCACCGAGAGAGGACCGCGGAGACAGCAGCGAGACACGGAGACAGGGUAGAGGUGACGGAUGCCCGAAGGAACGGAGCUGUCUGUAGCAGCUUAGAGCGAGCAUUUGGCAUCGCCGUGACACUCGCCACGACACUCGCCACGCUGCAACAAGAAGAGAAUAUUCAGCGCAGCGGAAGCUGAGCAAUGCCAUGUUCCAGCAUGGAUCAAAAUGAUGGCCAGUACUACCUGAAGGUGCUCAUCCCCAGCUACGCCGCCGGCUCCAUUAUUGGCAAGGGCGGCCAGACGAUCGUACAGCUGCAGAAGGAGACCGGAGCCACCAUCAAGCUUUCCAAGUCCAAGGACUUCUACCCAGGCACGACGGAGAGGGUCGCGCUGAUCCAGGGCACGGCCGAGUCGCUCAACGGCGUCCACAACUUCAUCGCCGAGAAGAUCCGCGAGAUGCCCGCCGCCGCCAGCAAGCCGGAGCCCGUCACCCUGCUGCAGCCGCAGACGGCCGUGAGCCCCGACCGCAUGAAGCAGGCGAAAAUCAUCGUGCCGAACACCACUGCCGGGCUGAUCAUCGGCAAGGGUGGCGCUACCGUCAAGUCCAUGAUGGAGCAGUCGGGCGCCUGGGUGCAGCUCUCGCAGAAGCCGGAGGGCGGCAGCCUGCAGGAGCGCGUGGUGACGGUGAGCGGCGAGCCCGAGCAGUCACGCCACGCCGUGCAGCUCAUCGUCCAGAAGAUCCAGGAGGACCCGCAGAGCGGCAGCUGCCUCAACAUCAGCUAUGCCGGCAUCACGGGGCCCGUGGCCAACGCCAACCCCACCGGCUCCCCGUACGCCAGCCCCGCGCCAGGCAUCUCCCCAGGGGACGUGAUGCCCACCGCGGGACUACUGGGCCACGCCGGCCUUGCCAACGUGGCCGCCUUCCCGACCGUGCUGUCGGGCUUCGGCGGAACCGACCUGGUGGCCAUCUCGUCGGCGCUCAGCACCCUGGCGGGCUACGGCUACAGCCUGCCGGGGCCCGGGCUGGCACUGGGCCUGGCGCCGGCCGCGCCGACGCCCAUGUUCGGCUCCAGCCCGUCGGCGAUGGCGGCGGCGAACAUCCUCGCGAGCUACGCCAACGAGGCGGGCGGCAUGCCCAGCUCGGGGGGCGCCGCCGCCGCCGCGGCCGCGUGCGCCGCGGCGGCCGCGGCCGGCGGGGCCCCCGGCGCGUUCUCGCUGGGCGGCCUGGGAGCGGCGGGCAUCGCCGCCAACGGCGGGUACAUGGGCUCGGCGGCCACGCCGCUCAUGGCCGGCGCUCUGCUCGGUGGAGAAAAGCACGACGGCGGCAAGGACGCGCUGGAGAUCGCGGUGCCCGAGAACCUGGUGGGCGCCAUCCUCGGCAAGGGGGGAAAGACGCUGGUGGAGUACCAGGAGAUGACGGGCGCCCGCAUCCAGAUCUCCAAGAAGGGCGAGUUCGUGCCGGGGACGCGCAACCGCAAGGUGACGAUAACGGGGCCCCCGGCCUCGACGCAGGCCGCACAGUACCUCAUCACGCAGCGCAUCGUCUACGAGCAGGGCCUGCGCGCCACCAACCCGCAGAAGGUCGGGUAGCGUCGCGCUCCGGCUUUGGCCGUCCCAUCUUUCUCCCACACCCCCCCCACGCAUCCAACCCCCAUUUCUCAAACAACACCCACCAGGUCCCCCUCUUCCCCCCCCGUGCAUCCCCCCCUGUUAUCCCCUCCUGCCUGCCAAACUCAAGAUGUCACACGUUUCUUUUCUAAAAUGGUUCCUAACUGGUCCCUGGUGUGCGCUGCAACCUAUUCUGAACAAAAAAAACGUUUAGCACAAUGCAGUUCGAUGCAGGGCAAUGGCCGAGGCGGCGUUCCCGUCCGUCGCACACAACAACAACGGCGGAUGCGCAAUCGUACGUUGCGCGUAGACGCUUCUCGUGAGGAGAACGGAGGGCAAAGCACACGACGAAUUGGAUUCCUCGGUGGCACAUUGAACAGCUCGACCUGUUCCUGUUCAAAAAAAAAAAAUAACGUUUGGAACCUGAUGUCCAGGAGUCGGCCACUUGAGCACAGAUCGCUAAGUGCAAUUUUAUGCUCAAGCGCCUAGCGUAGCGGGAUACGUCACCCCAGGCGCGCGACUCGAACCCAGUUUUGAAGUCUUUUAGGAAGCGCCGUCAGGGGCGAGGCCAGUGGGCCACCGCAGGAAGGCAGAAGCCUCCUCUUCCUCCUCUCUUGAACGUGCCACACCGACAACUAAUUUAAUUUUCGUCACUGACUAUUGUAUGUAGAAAAAUGAAGGCACCCUUAUUAAUAAGCUGCGUCUUUUAAUAUAUGACCUUUGUGUGUGCGGUUUUUGUUUAGCUCGAUGUUAUUGUUUAUAUACUUAUGUGUGUGUGUGCGUAUACAGUUUUAAGUGGCUACAAGCGCUCUUGACAAGUCUUAUCAGCUUUAAGUGAGGCGUGCGAGGGAGGGCGAGCGUGGGGCCCAGGUGUUAAUGCUGCUGGAAAGAAAGAAAGAAAAAAAAACUCCACGCGGCAACUUUCCGUUUCCCGAUCAUCGGCGGCCGAUUAAACAGCGAGAAUACAGCAAGAGGAGGGUGGCAAUAAUUACUCAGCGGUUUGCCAAGACUAUGGCUGUUUACUCCAUGUCGGUUUCAAGUGCAGCUGCAUUGGACAACGUAUGCAUGCGACUUACAUAGUAAUUACAGAAAACAAAAUAUAUAUGUAUAGUAAUAACGAUUACAAUUUACAAACGUUUUAGGCAUAUUUUUAGAAUGACCAAAUGCGUUGUAGAUAGAUGAUGUCGUUUUGUUUUCACUCGGAUGUUCGUUUUUUUGCCGUUCGUCUUUGUUUUGAAUGUACGUGGUUUUAAAAGAAAACAAAUGUUUAUUUGGAUUUGUGCUGGGUAUUUUGUUGUUGUUGUUGUGGCCAGGUUUCAACGUCACGUCGAUUCCUUUUGCGCUGUGGAGUCCCGCCGGUUUCCCCGCCCCCCCCCCCCCAUCACAUUUGACCCCGUAGCCGUGUUUAAAACGUGUGCAAGUGCCAACUGUACUGAAAAUAUAUCUAGAGACAGUAUUUUGAUGUACAGUAAACUAGUUUUCAUAGCUGUUCAACAACAACCCGUUUGAAUUGUAGGAUAGAUUUUUGGUAUGCGGAAUACGUAUUAUGCUAAUAUGUGCGAUUGGUGUUUAAACAAAAAAAAAGUGGAAUUUGUGUAAUUGCAUGGACAUGGAAUGCAAAUGUGAGGGGUUUUUAAUGUACGCCAUAGGUGCACUAUAUGUGACAUACAGCGAGCAUAUGUGAGUUGCCAAACUGCUUUUAAACGUGGAGAAAUACUCUCACUCGCAGAGCGCGGGCCAGUCGCUCCGAGCCGCGCUCUCGAGCAAAAUGCCCGUGCCCCGUACCCGCAGCAAGGGACGCGUGCCGCGUGCCGCGUGCCGCGUGCCGCGUGCCGCGUGCCAUGCGAACGACGCCCCCCACCCAAUCGCUCCGGUCGCCGCGACGAUCCGAAGGUCCCCUCGCUUAAGUGCGCCCCCCGCCUCCCCCUCCCCCCUCCCUCCGCCCCCCCCCCAGUGUUAAUAUGCAACUAUGGGUCACUCGGAAAUGUUCACGCCGUUUUCAUUAGCGCCGUCGUUUAAUUAAUCGUUUCUCACAUCCCGCCUGAGCGCCGGAUCCCGCAGGGGGCUGGCCUCGGCUCGCGUGCUGCCGAGGUUGCAACGUUCCGAGCGAGCGUUCUCCCGGCACCUGUGAAGCCGCGCGUCGGCUUGCCCUGCUUUGCGUGUCGUUCCACUUCACUCUGCGGGGGGUGGUGUGGCAGGAACAGCGCAGCCUCCUCGCCCAGGGCUCCAUCGCCCGUUCGUCUCAUUACGUAACGUGCGCAGCGUUGUAUAGUUUCCCACGUCGUAGCAUAAGCGGUCUGCCGAAAGGGAUAGCGGCGAGCGUGAAACGUGGGGCAAGAAAAACGCUCUGAGGCGACCCACAGUUGCAUAUUCACUCAUGGGCCGCGGCGUGCAGUCAAUCGCUCAGCGGGCCCGCUUUUAAUUGCUCUCACGAUUUGUCUUAACGCUGUGACUUUUUCCAGGAUCUUGUUGUGUCGUCGGCUUAAGCUCUGUGUUCCCGUUAAGCCCAACAUCUCCGUAGUUAUCGUAUUAAUCUUUAAAAAAAAAUACAAUUUAUCUGCCGUGACAUUUUCCCAGACCACGCUUAACCGAGCUCGUUUGCAGAGAGUGCCGUUAGCCAGCGGCGCUCGACGCAGCUUUGCCAAACGCAUUUAACGUGCGGAAUUUACCAUCGGCGGUGUGUGCAUGUUCGCCUGCUUAGAAGUAUUUCUGAGAGAAAAAAAGUAUUGUUUGUAACUUUUAAGUGGAGUAUGUGAAAUAAUAUUUAACUGGGUCUGUACGACGUGCACUUUCUCUCCAUGUUCUAUUGCUUUUCAAUGUUUUGCUCAUCAUUGUACUACUUACAAAGCAACGUUACUGAAAUGCAGAGUUGUAUAAAACUAAAAAAUAACUUUACUUGAAUUUCUCAUUCCACAGCUGAAAUGACCCCCCCCCCCCUCCUCCUCGCCACCCUGUCAUUGCCCCUUGUCCUUUACCUUUCCGUGCCCCCACCCCUCCCUGCCCCCCCCCCCCUCCCUCCUUCAAAACAGGAAGAUGAGUUUACAUUCUUCAUAGUUAGAAACAAAUGAAGCUCCCACGUGGCCAGGUUGUCCUAGUCUCCAUUUCUUUGAAACAAAUUGUGGCGAACGAUUUGUUGAUACCAUUUUUCAUGUAACUCCUGACAUCUGUGAGGCGACGUUUCUCAUUUAGCCUUUAAAUUAUUUAACCACUCUUAAUCAAGUCCGGACAGUGAUUGAGGGGUUUGUACCAUGCUAGUGUUUUUUUGUGUGUGUGAAACUGUUGGAGUUGAAUGCUGUAGAGGAUAUUUCUAUUAUACUCAUUAUCAUUUAUAAAUAUGUGCUUUUGUCCAUCGCAUCACUCUGUGUCUCCUGUCUCAUUUUUAUCUCUGCCUGUCGCAAGCCUCACGGUCCAUCCACUCGGGUUCUAACUGAGCACCUUCAACAUCCCACAGCGAAACAGUUGCUCCGUCAGUCCAUCGUCUCGCGCCGCCUGCCGCGCCACCACCCCCCUCCCCCCCAACUCCUCCCCCCCCCCCCCCCCCGCCGCUCGACCGCAAAUUGCUCACCCCCUUUCACCCAAGGCUCGAUUUGCGCGAGUUUUUUUUUUUGGACGAAAAACGAGCGGUACACAAAAACAAAAAAACUAAAACACGAAGAGGGAACGGCGAAAUAAAAAACUUUUACAAACCCAUCGCCGACCGAGACUUCGGGUCGCCGAUGACGGCCGGUGGCCACAGCAGCGGCGAGGCGGUAAUUCGACACAGAUGGGGCAACUUUGAUUCCAUGAGAGAAAUAAAAUAACAUGUAAAUAAAAACACGCAUGGUAGUUGAUUCCACACAUAUAUUUUUGUUUUGGGUUACCACUGACUUGGAGCAGGCAGCCAAGUGCCUCCUCCCCCCUCCCCCACUCCGCCCCCCCAACUACCCCCCCCCCCCCGCGUGUCACGGUGACCUUGUUCCCACCACCAUCGUCAAGGUGUAACCUCAUUCUCAGGGUUGUGCCCUUCCAUGCUGUGCUUUUUUGACCGGUCCAGCUGGGUGACCAUCAGCAUGCGUCGUUUUUUGAGGGCUGCGUGGGGUGUCCUCCACCGCACCGCGGGGACCCCCCCCCUCCCCCCACUCCUCCAACCUUCACACUCCGCGACCCCCCACCCCCUCACCUUUUUGCACCCCUGCAUCCCCCUUUUUAUACUAACGCAACAUGGUUCCUGCACAACCUCUCCAUCCAUGAGGUGCCCGCCCCUCCCUCCCUUGGUCAGGCAUCUCCUCCCGCAUGGUGAUGAUGGUGAUGGUGGUGGUGAUGGUGGUGGGAGUGACGGUGAUGGUAAAUGGUGGGAGAGAAAGCAGCAGCAGAAGCAGGCAGUGUAGCCCAGGGUAGCGUGCGCCGUCAAGCUGCUGUUGCUGUCGUCGCCGUUGCUGCUGCUGCUGGUGGUGGCACCCAGAUGGCGUGGCGGUGGUGGGGCCCUUCCCGUGCGAGGGGUAUUCCUCAACGGCCAACACACGCGCCACGCUUGACCGUGGCGGCACGCGAACCGCGCCGUGUGCCCGGUCCCCGCUGUGCCGUGCUCGUGGCCUGCCUGCGUGCGCGCGUUGAGCCGCGCGUGCGGAACCUUGGCCCGCGGUGCGUCUCUCGGCGCGUCCCGCCGAGCUCGGAGCGUUCCGCGCGGGGGGCAGUGGGGGGGUGGCUUCGCGUGGCCGUCCGCUCGGCGGAGUGAGCGACGCAGCGAGGAAAGUUUUUCGUUAAAUUUGAUUCACCUAAUUUAUACAGCGCGUCACGUCGCAUUGCACAUUAUUUAUGGUUCGGUCGUGCAAACGUCAUUUCCAUGGCAGUCAGCCGAUAGGUUAGUUCGUGUUUGAUUUUAAGUGCAAUAUUCUGUUUUUGUUUUUUAAGUUCGAUUGAAAGGGGAUUACCUCAUUUGCAUAUUUUCCGUGUUUGCACUCCUAUCAUUUGCAAUUUUUUAAAGUCGUUUCGGGGGAAUAGCGCCGACCCGCAUGGUUAGGCAAUCAGUAUUUACGCUGUUCGCAGGACUUUUUAUUUAUCUUGUAAACUCGAGGCAGCUGUACAGAGUGUCCGUGGAGGAAGAGCCGGUGUAUAUAUUUGUUACUCCAAAGACUUUAUUUUUGUACUUGAAUAAAAUAUAAAGAACUCA